Molecule: messenger RNA, 1187 nt
Organism: Zingiber officinale
Lineage: Eukaryota; Viridiplantae; Streptophyta; Magnoliopsida; Zingiberales; Zingiberaceae
Product: protein CONTINUOUS VASCULAR RING 1-like
Exons: 8
Coding region: 81-887 (268 amino acids)
Cellular component (GO): Golgi apparatus
Source: RefSeq, a predicted model, not a curated record
CGUAACGGCCGAAACGUUACGUUCAUCGCGAUAACACUGCCAAAUCUUCAAACCGUCUGAGGAAGGGAAAUUCACAGGUGAUGGUCGACGACAAGUCGGCGAGCUUGAUGGCGAGCAGAGACAGAGAUCGCGAGCUUCUCAUCACCGUUGCCGAGCGACCAGUGGAAUCCGAAGACGAUCACGAUGGCAAGGCUUCCUCGUCCGCCGCUGCCGCCUCUUCCUCCUCGGCCUCCGCCGACGUCCCUAGCUCAAGUAGAAAGGCAUUUUAUAAAGUAAUCCGAAGUUGGGCCUCAAAGAAGUUCAUUACUGGAUGUGUCAUCCUGUUUCCUAUUGCAAUCACCUUCUACAUCACCUGGUGGUUUAUUCAUUUUGUUGAUGGCUUUUUUUCACCAAUCUAUGCUCAACUCGGGAUUAACAUAUUCGGGCUUGGUUUUGUGACUUCAAUAACAUUCAUCUUCCUUGUUGGACUAUUCAUGUCAUCAUGGUUGGGGGCAUCUGUCCUCAGCUUGGGAGAGUGGUUUAUCAAGCGCAUGCCAUUCAUUCGACAUAUUUAUAAUGCCUCAAAGCAAAUUAGUUCUGCUGUAUCACCUGACCAGAAUAAGCAAGCCUUUAAGGAAGUGGUCAUUAUUAGGCAUCCUCGAGUUGGUGAACAUGCCUUUGGAUUUAUCACUUCAACGGUUCUUCUUCAGACUUACAAUGGCGAAGAGGAAUUGUAUUGUGUCUAUGUUCCAACAAACCAUUUGUACAUCGGUGACGUUUUUCUAGUCAAUUCGAAAGAUGUCAUACGACCAAAUCUCUCAGUGAGCGAAGGAAUUGAGAUUGUGGUAUCUGGUGGCAUGUCAAUGCCGCAAAUACUCACGACACUUGAUGAAAGCUCGGUACCCUGAUGGAAGUAGAGCUAGCAGCUGCCACACUGAAGCCUGUCUUCAAGGUACAUCACUGAUCAUCCCUAGUAAGACUCUUCGAUGACAGAGUUCUGGUUCUUUUGGUAGAAGAGGGGACCCAUGGAUGCCGGCGAUGGACCGCCGCCCCUUAAACCUGCCCCCAUGCGCCGCCUCCGGUCAUAGUAAGAUAAAUUUGUUAUUGAUUACGAAUUUUUAAAUUAUUUCUUUUUGUGAAAUAAAUAAAUAACUUUUAUAAAAUCAAACUAAUUAUCAGCAAAUCAACUGCUGAAAAAAAAAUCGAAC